This is a messenger RNA of Musca vetustissima, 1339 nucleotides long. RefSeq names its product histone deacetylase 3 (gene HDAC3). Lineage: Eukaryota; Metazoa; Arthropoda; Insecta; Diptera; Muscidae. Bases 4 to 1335 code for a protein of 443 amino acids. The transcript is spliced from 3 exons. Gene Ontology annotation, molecular function: histone deacetylase activity. The record is from RefSeq and is a predicted model, not a curated record.
ACAAUGACGAGUACAAGCAAAAGACGUGUUUCCUAUUUUUACAAUCCCGAUGUGGGAAAUUUCCACUAUGGUCCGGGUCAUCCAAUGAAGCCACAUCGCUUAUCGGUGACACACAGUUUGGUCAUGAAUUAUGGGUUACACAAGAAAAUGAAAAUAUAUCGGCCCUACAAAGCCAGCGCCCAAGAUAUGUUAAGAUUCCACAGUGAGGAAUACAUUGAAUUCUUACAACAGGUUACCCCUCAAAACAUACACUGCAAUUCUGUCGGCUACACAAAGUAUUUGUCGCAUUUUAGUGUGGGCGAAGAUUGUCCCGUGUUUGAUGGUCUCUUCGAAUUCUGUUCAAUGUACACAGGGGCAUCCUUAGAAGGUGCACAGAAACUUAAUCACAAUCAUAGUGACAUUUGCAUCAACUGGUCGGGCGGUUUACAUCAUGCCAAGAAAUUUGAAGCCUCUGGAUUUUGUUAUGUCAACGAUAUCGUAAUAGGAAUAUUAGAACUAUUGAAAUACAAUCCACGUGUUCUUUAUAUAGACAUUGAUGUACAUCAUGGUGACGGAGUACAGGAGGCAUUCUAUCUCACCGAUCGUGUAAUGACAGCAUCAUUCCAUAAAUAUGGCAAUUACUUUUUCCCGGGAACGGGCGAUAUGUACGAAAUUGGUGCCGAAUCGGGACGUUAUUAUAGUGUUAAUGUCCCGCUUAAGGAGGGCAUAGACGAUCAAAGCUAUUUUCAGGUUUUCAAACCCAUUAUAUCGGCUGUAAUGGAUUUCUAUAGACCCACCGCAAUUGUUCUACAAUGUGGCGCAGAUUCUUUGGCUGGCGAUCGUUUGGGAUGCUUUUCUCUGAGCACCAGGGGUCAUGGAGCCUGUGUGGAAUUUGUCAAGACAUUUAAUGUUCCUACUUUGGUUGUGGGCGGCGGCGGUUACACACUACGCAAUGUGGCAAGAUGUUGGACCCAUGAAACCUCAUUGUUGGUAGACGAACCGAUCAGCAAUGAAUUACCUAUGACUGAAUAUUUGGAAUUUUUCGCUCCUGAUUUUACUUUGCAUCCGGAUGUUAAUUCACGACAAGAAAAUGCCAAUUCAAAACAAUAUUUGGAAGCGAUUGUAAAACAUGUCUACGAAAACUUGAAGAUGUGUCAACAUUCACCCAGUGUACAAAUGGUGCAAGUACCACCCGAUGUUGUCGAUAUGGAAGAAUUGCGUAAUAUUAAGGAAGAAAAAGAAGACCCCGAUGUACGUACAACCCAGGCGGAAGAGGAUAAAAUGGUUGAGCCGAAAAAUGAAUUUUACGAUGGUGAUCAGGAUCAAGAUCGUGGAGAAAGCAAUGCUGACAGUUAAAAAG